UGUUUUCAUCUUGUGUGACAUUUGCUCAUUAGGUCAAUCGUUUGAAUUUGUUUUGAGUUUAUUUUCAUGGUGAAUGGACAUUAGCUGUGGAAGACAACAUUAUUUAUGCCAAUAAAAUUACAUUGAAAUUAUUUGAUUGAAUAUUAUGAUUUGAAUUUUAAGAAAUUUUUAUUCAUUUUUAUUAUUUUGAACCAACCGCUCCAAAACGAUAUAAAACGAAGCGAUUUCGCCGUGCAUGACAGAGACAGCAUGUUAGGUUAACAUAUCAUCAUCUCUGUUGCACCAAUGUGACAAACGAAUGGAACGGUGUGUCAAAAACGGGCGCAAUUCUCAUAUGAACGAGGAAUCCGUAACAGCAAACGUAUUGUUUGUUUGGUACAAACGGCGACAAUAAUGAAGCGACAACCAACGAGAAAGAGAUAAACGAAAAUCCUUUCAUAUUCUUAUGCGAAUAUAUGUGUGUGUGUGCUAUUUUAUGUGUAUAUCCAUGUCUGUAUGUGUGUGUGUGUGUGUGUGAAUAUUUUGUUGUGCAUAAAGUGCGAACGCAAUGAUACAUAGAGCACCACAGCCAAUGGGGCGAUUUACUUCGAGUUUGAAAUUUUGUAAGGGCAGUGCACAGGCAGAAGAAAGUGAAGCAAAUGCAGAAAAUUCUUAUUUUAGCCUAACAACAACAAAAAAAUUUAAUUUAUUCAGUAAUCUAUAAGCUAUUUAUUCAAUCAAAUUGUAUAUAUUCUGAAUGGAUUCUGUGUGUGAUUUUCUCGUCGAUUUUUAUCUUGAACGUUUUUAAAAGAGAACGAAAAAUUCUUUCUGCUGGUGAAUUUCAAAGUCAGAAGUGAACAAUUGCAGUGUGUGACAAACGGAAAGAAGAAUUCAGUAAAGAGUUGCUGUGAAGAAAAAAAAAAGAGUUUGAACGAAUUCAAAUCUCUUAGUUUCCAUUUCUAUCGCCAAAUUGUGUAUCAAGAUUUGGACGAUUCUAUGAGGGGAAAUCAAAAUAAAAUAGCAUCACGAAUCGUCAGUCAGAGCAUCUUGUGAUAGGAAGAAAAUUCAUCGAAUUGUGCAUAGCGAUUUCCAAUUUUUGCAAGUGUGUGACACAUUUGGAGGCGCAUCAAAAUUAAUCGUAUAUCGUUCGGUAUUGCCACAUUAUUUGUUCUUUUUUUUAUUGUGUGAAAUCAGUUAACAGUGCGACGACAGAAAAAAUAAAUACCGAAGAAGGUGUCAACACAAAAAAGAAAAGAAAAAGUUGAGUCGAAUAAUCUGGAAAGCGACUAUAAGCGAAAACCACAGAUGAUGCACAGAAUUGAAUUCACAAAGUGAAGCGUCAGUUAACUGUAAACGAAGAUCGAAGCGAAUGAAUCAGUUUUAUAAAAACCCAUUUUCGUUCUUCAUUUUUUGAGAGCCUGUGGAUUGCAUCAAAUCAAAUCACAUGAUUAAAGUAAUGCAAAUAGAGUCGCUUUAUCCAUAAUUGCACACAUUAAGAGCACACAUACAAAUUGGCACAUUAAAAAAAAAUUCAAGGCGAUUUUCAUCACUUGCACACCCCCUACCUACAUUCGUAGAAUUAAGCAAAGAAAGAUUGUUCUGAGAAAAAGUUGAAAGCAAAAGAAAAAAAUACGUGAAAAUGAAUUCCUUUCUUGAUGUCACAGCAAACCAACGGCCAUCAUUGAGUGCACACAAAAAUUACAGUGCCAUAAAGCAAUUGUCACCGAAAUUGGCUCAUACACCGUUGGCCCAGCAAUCCAACAAUACAAAUCACACAAAAUCACAGUCCAGCCAGAACGGUUCCAAUCAAACGAAGAACAACAAUAACAACAACAAUAAUAAUCGACGCAAACACCAUACAUAUCAAUCGAAUGGCAAAAAACGAAGUUUUAACGGUGCACACAAUUCAAAUGUAGGUGUAAGCAACAGUAACCACAACAAUAACAACAACAACAACAACAGUGCUGACAAUCGACAGUACCAUCGUUUAGGGAAUAACAACAAUAGCAGUUCGAAUCACAAUGCCACGGUCUCAGGCAAAAAAGGAGAUAAAUUUCAGACAAAGGACAAUUUCGAUCCAGUGCGAUCAACGAACACGGUGUCUAGUGUAAGUAGCAUCAGCAGCGAAGGCAGCUCCGAAGGAGGCAACAGCAAAUCAAGCAAAGAUCGAAUUUCAAGAUCGAAUACAAACGCUAAAUCGUCUACUAUGGACAUACGAUCGGCCAGACUCAUGAUUCCGCAUCCAGCGGUCCAGCACAAUCAGCCGCCAAUGUCACUCUUAUCACCGAGCGCUAAGUCACUGUACAAUCUCGAGUAUUUGCACCAAGUGGGCUCACAAAUAUCCGAUCGAUAUCGAUCACAGCAAAACGAUUUCUACAGUGCAAAUAGUAAUUCGAAUGGAAAUCGGUUGUCUUACUCGAAUGAACGAAACAAUGGGUCACGUUACAAUAAUUCGAAUGCAAACAACAACGGAAACAAGUACACAAAUAAAUCAUCAUCAGCGCAAGCUAGUAAUACGUCCGCAUCACCUCCAUUGUCGAUCACAUCAAGUGGCAGCUGUACGACGAGUAGUAAAAAUGGCCGGACAACAUCGAAAUCGUUCAAUGGCAAUAAUACGAUGAACUCCGUUAAUACGCAUCGAAAUAUGCCAACGACACCAACCAUACAGCAAUCGCACAAUGGCUACUUUCAGUCACAAAACAUCCCAUUUUUCCAUUCGAAUUCAUCGAACGGUAUGCAACAGAUGUUCUCGUCUGCAAUGAGUCCUAGCAAUCAGUCACAGCAUUCCAAUCAGUCCGUUGGAUUGUAUGUGCAACAAAAUUCAUCGUCGGCCUAUCAUCCGAACAACAAUUAUCACAAUCACAAUCGGAAUUACAGUAGCAACAGUAAUGGAAAUGGCAACAAGAAAAAUUGGAAUUAUUACAGCAAAUCAAAGUCCGAGGUCAAUGGAAAUUACAGCAGUUCAAACAGUUCAACUACGAGCAGUACACACAGUACUGGGAAAACUAAUUUAAGUAAAUCAACACUGCUACCGCCACGUAAUGAUACCCCUCCAUCAGCCACUGAGAGCUCGAUCAAAAAGCCGAACGCAUCGGAUAAGUUACCUGUGAAAAAGCUAGCAAACAAAAGCACUCAAGUUGAAUCACCGCCUCCAAGUCUGAAAACAUUUAGUCUAAGUGAUAGUGAAACGUGUAAUUCAAAGGUGAAGCAAUUGCCACCGAAUGAUUACUUUCGUUUCCCAAAAUCAAAAGCAUCCUCAUCGCCGGUUAUUAGUGCGAAUUCGCCAACGAUGCUAAGCGAUAAAAACUCACCAAAACGAAUGAUAUCACACACGUUCCUUGCGUCAAUUGAUAAGGAUACUUUAAAAAAAUCCGAAAUGACACCAGCACAUCACAGUUCAACGUAUGAAAAAUCGGAAAAAAGUUCCUUUAAUCAAAACCAAAUGAGUUUUCUACAGAAUCAACGCACCGAUUUUUCAAUGUCUUCGCGUUACAUUAGCACCGGAUCAAUGCUCACCGAAGAGAUGCUAUUGAAUGGUAGUUUGAGUCGACUUCGUUACAUGAACCCACAAAAUAUGCAUCUGCUGAGUGAAGCGAACGUUUGGGCAACAAGCCAUCUCGGUAAUACCGAUUGUUUCACGAAUUCACCAGCACGUGUGAAAAACUUUGUGCCCAGUGUUGCACAACAAAAACGGAGAUCAGGAACAUCAUCGAGUGCUACGGUUACACGAAAACCAAAUGAUUUCGAAACCCAACGGGCAACGCAGUAUCGUAAUCGGGUGAGCGAAGUGAAAAUUCCAAGUGAUUUGUGCAAUGGAACUGAAUGGGAUACACUAUCUCAGAAGAUAUGGGCCAAGUUUGAUGAACGUAGACAGCCACAAGAAUUGUAUGAAAAGAAAAUUCUACUUUGGGUACAUCUUUGCCAACAAAUCAAGACAAUAUUUUCACGGUAUAGCUUGUAUUUGGUUGGUUCAACGGUGUCUGGCUUUGCCUUGGAUUCAUCCGAUGUCGAUAUGUGUCUCGUUUCCCGCUUGAGUACAAAUCUGGAUCAUCGCGCUGAAGCGUUUCUUCAUUUGGACAAACUGAGAGCUCAUUUACAGGAACAUUGUCAAUCAUUCUUGAGAAAUUUCAAUUUGAUUCCGGCCAAAGUACCGAUUUUGAGAUUUGACGACGUACAUCACAGUUUUGAGGUUGAUUUGAAUUACAACAAUUGCGUCGGGAUUCGUAAUUCCCAUUUGCUUUAUUGCUACACCCAAUUGGACUGGCGGCUACAACCAUUGGCUGUUAUUGUUAAACUGUGGGCUCAACACCAUGACAUCAACAAUGCUAAGGAUUUGACAAUAUCAAGUUAUUCGUUAAUUUUGAUGGUGAUACAUUACCUGCAAUGUGGUGUUCAACCGGCCAUUUUGCCCUGCUUGCAUGCCAUUUACCCAGACAAAUUUAAUAAAAUCAACGGCAUCGAGACGAUUAAUAUGAACGAUAAAAUCGAGCCAUAUCAUUCGGAUAAUAAGCAAACGUUGGGUGAAUUAUUCUUCGGCUUUUUGGAGUACUAUUGUACUUUUAGUUUUGAGAAAUAUGCAAUUUCCGUGCGAACAGCCGGUCUUUUAAAAAUCGAAGAUUGUCGCGGUCAUAAGUCCUUCAAGAAUGAUCCAACCGAAUGGAAGCAAUUGUGCAUUGAAGAACCAUUUGACCGAUCGAAUACGGCGCGUUCGUGUUGUGAUGAGAAAAUCUUUGAACGCAUCAAGAAAAUCUUUCAUGAAUCGUGGCUACUGUUGCGACAGACCAAAGAUCUUGAUCGAUUGUUCAGCGAACCAUUGGUGCCGCCCGCAUUUUGCACCUUCUACGACAAUUACACGCCGAUACUAUACCAGCCAAUGGACUACAUCUUGCGAUAAUAUCCAUGAGCAUUUAUUUUAUCGACUACUUUCUGACAAAUUGUGAUUUUUCGUUCGUAUGAAAGAAAUGAACUUGAUGCCAUAAAUUGAUUGGGAGGGAGGUAGAAGGUAAACAUUUGCAAUAAGCUUAAGCAUUAGAGUUUAGUGCAGUACGGAAUUCAGCAUAUAAGAUAAGGUCAAAGAAAACAAAACGAAACAAAACACACACACACACACCAAUAAACGCUUUCUGUUUGAUUGCUUUGUGGCAAUCAAAAUGCCACAAUGUGCAUCCAAAACGGGACCCAUCGAUUCCUGGUAGCUAUCUAUCACCGCGAAGACUGAUUCCGAUUAUUAUGAAACAUGAUAUAAAUUGAUACAGAAAAUAAAAAAACGAGAAACCGAAUCGAAUCUCUCGAUCGAAAUCUUUAGAAUAAUUUGUGAUUCAUUGAGUAAAAAUUUGUGAACGUUGCACAGCACAUUGAAAGAAAGUGAACAAAAGACGAAACAAAAAGCAGUAUUUUAAACGGUAUUUUUUAGACGAGUAAACGUGUUAUCUAAACGUUAAAAAAAUAUUGUAGAUAAUCAAGUGUGAAAAUAGAUAUAACAACAAGAAGAACAACAAAAA
Sitodiplosis mosellana (orange wheat blossom midge) is the source of this 5480-nucleotide messenger RNA. Its product is annotated as poly(A) RNA polymerase gld-2 homolog B-like. The transcript has 12 exons. Lineage: Eukaryota; Metazoa; Arthropoda; Insecta; Diptera; Cecidomyiidae. The coding region runs from base 1619 to 4873 and encodes 1084 amino acids. Gene Ontology annotation, molecular function: poly(A) RNA polymerase activity. Gene Ontology annotation, cellular component: cytosol. The record is from RefSeq and is a predicted model, not a curated record.